Molecule: messenger RNA, 1955 nt
Organism: Hibiscus syriacus
Lineage: Eukaryota; Viridiplantae; Streptophyta; Magnoliopsida; Malvales; Malvaceae
Exons: 7
Coding region: 277-1803 (508 amino acids)
Molecular function (GO): protein binding
Source: RefSeq, a predicted model, not a curated record
UCAUUAUAUGGUCUAAGGUUGCCUUUACUUCUUUUUCUGGAACAGAGUUCCUUCUUUUGGUAUUUAAACCACUUCCCAUAAUCACUGCUCUCGUAUUUUCUCUUUGAAAAAGGCUUCUACUGAUUAUUAUGUAAACAAAACAAUUUUUUUGUGGGCUCUCCUUAAUCAUAUAUAUAUAUAAUAUAAACCACAUUUGUUUUUUUUAAACAAAGCUUAAAUCUUUGAUGCUUCAACAAUUUUUCUUCGUUUUCCAUGUUAAAGUGAGAAACUUGAGCAAUGGUGAGGAAAUGGGUUGUUUUCACUCUCAUUUUUCUGCUUCUCUUUAAUGGAUUUUCUUCAGUUUCUGCCACCCCACCUGCAAAAAUUGUAACUUCAGUUGCCUCAAAUGUGGUGUCUGUUCUUGUUAAAUGGCUAUUGUCACUAAAAUCAGAACCCAAAGCUGCUGUUUCGAGCCGUUCCAUGAUGAAAUUUGAAGGUGGAUACACUGUGGAAACAGUUUUUGAUGGAAGCAAGCUUGGUAUUGAACCAUUUUCUGUUGAAGUUUCCCCCAAGGGAGACCUCCUUGUGUUGGAUGCUGAAAAUAGUAACAUUUUCAAGAUUUCAUUGCCAUUGUCUAGGUAUAGCAGACCUAAGUUGCUUGCUGGAUCAUCGGAAGGGUACUCGGGGCAUGUAGAUGGGAAACCACGAGAAGCUAGAAUGAAUCAUCCGAAAGGGCUAACAGUGGAUGACAGUGGAAAUAUAUACAUUGCAGACACAAUGAAUAUGGCUAUCAGAAAGAUCAGUGAAUCAGGGGUUACAACUAUUGCUGGAGGAGGAAAAUGGAGUCGAGGAGGAGGCCAUGUUGAUGGUCCGAGUGAAGAUGCAAAAUUUUCGAAUGAUUUCGAUGUGGUUUACAUUGGAAGUAGCUGCACUCUUCUGGUUGUAGAUAGAGGAAACCAGGCAAUUCGUGAGAUCCAACUAAACGAUGAUGAUUGUUCAUAUCAGAAUGAUGGCAGUUUUCAUUUAGGUAUAGCAGUGCUUGUUGCCGCUGCGUUCUUCGGUUACAUGCUCGCCUUGCUACAGCGUAGGGUACAGGCAAUGUUCUCUUCCCAUGAUGACUCGAGAACUCCAAUAAAGAGAGGAGCAAUGAUGGCACCUGUGGCGCCAUAUCAUAGGCAUCCUAAUUCAGUCAGGCCUCCGUUAAUUCCCCCCGAAGAUGAACCUGAAAAGACAGAAGAGGGCUUCUUCGGUUCAAUCGGUAGGCUCAUCGUCAACUGUAGUUUAUCCGUGGCCGAACUCUUCGGGGGAUUAUUUUCUGGAUUCAGAAGGAAACCUCAGUAUUAUCAAUUUCAACAUCCGUACCAGCAACCAUCCAUGCAUCCAAGAGGAUGGUCCAUGCAGGAAAGUUUUGUCAUUCCUGACGAAGAUGAACCACCAUCCUUAGAUACUCGAACUCCGACACCAAAGAGAAGUUACCCAUUUCCGACCAAAGACCUGAAAAGGAAACACCAGAUCAAGCAAAGCAGGCCUUAUUACAAUGGAUGGGAUGUUGAUUAUCCUCAAGAGCAGCAAAUGCAGAUGCAUCACCAUCAUCAACAGCAGCAGCCGCAACAGCAGCGUCUGCAGAAGCAUUAUUCAUCGAACCCGCAAACGUAUUAUGAGAAGAACUGUGAGACAAACGAGAUCGUUUUCGGGGCAGUUCAAGAACAGGAUGGAAGACGCGAAGCCGUGGUGAUAAAGGCGGUAGACUAUGGGGAUCCGAUUUAUAGUCAUCACAACCUUCGACCUCGUUUGAAUUAUAUGGGCUACUCCCAUGGCUAUUGACCAUGUGGUCUAUUAUAAUCAAAUGAAAGUGAAACAAGGAUACAUUAAAGUUCAUAUGAAUGCAAUGAACAUGGAGGAGAUGUAGGACUGUGGAUGAUGAAAGUUUUACAUUGUUUUUCCUUUUUCAUUUAAAUUUUGACUUAGGAUAUGUU